CGGACAGAGGUGCGUCCAAGAUCUCCGAGUCACCUCGGUGUUCUGGGUCCUUAGCCCGAGCCAGCGGCGCAGACACGCAGCUCUGUUCAGGAGGAAGCUAAAGGUGUUUUUCAACAAUAUCUGCACUUUGAGAGCUAAAUCAAAGUCUGGACCUGCUGACCUUUUUCGUCCGAGAGAGUGCGGUUUGACUAACUGCAUGAAAACCCAGCGGGCAUCUGCGGCUCUCUGACCAGUUGCUUUUGUUGGCACGUGACCGCUGAGACGCAUCUGGGGCUGCAGAACUCCCCAUGGAUUUUGUUGGCGACUUUGACUUGAUGAAGUUUGGCGUGAAAAAGGAGACGAUGCAGUGCCUGGACAGAUCCUUCAUAGGGCCAUGCGGCCCGCUCCAGAGACCCGACUCCGUCUCCUCCACCCCUGGCAGCACACCCUGCAACUCGGUACCAUCGUCUCCAAACGUGGUCCCAAACGAGCAGAGGAACAACCCGGGGAACGACCAGUUCUGGAUGCCCAGCGGGGGGUACCCUCAUCAGAUGUACCCUCAAGCUUUUGGCCUGACCCCCGAGGACGCCAUGGAGGCCCUGAUCGGUGCCACGACGCAGCAGGGACACCUACCUGCGCCCCACAACCAGCAUCCGCAGGCUUUCCAGGCUGAGUACGAAGGGUACAGCCACCUAAACGAACCAGUCCAGCACUACCCGGGCCUUCCGGGUCACCCUGACAUGCAGGGGAUCCCCAACAGCCACUGCCAAGACCCCUAUCUUAAAGAUGAACUAGGGAGCGCGUCCCCAGAGUCGCCGGACGCAGAAGUUCUUGGUGCGCACCACCAUCUCCAGCAGCCGCACAGCCGCCACGACCGGCGGUCCCCCGCAGAGGUGCACUUCUCCGAUGAGCAGCUGGUGUCCAUAUCCGUCAGGGAGCUGAACCGGCUGCUCAGAGGCCUCAGCAAGGACGAGGUGAUGCGUCUGAAGCAGAAACGUCGAACCCUGAAAAACAGAGGUUACGCGCAGUCGUGCCGCCACAAGCGCGUGCAGCAGAAACACAUUUUGGAGCACGAGAAGACGAACCUGGCGUCGCAGGUGGAGCAGCUAAAACACGAGCUGGGCCGGCUCGUGAGGGAGAGGGACGCGUACAAACUCAAAUGUGAGAGGCUGUCCGGAGCGAACUGCUACCACGAAACCGGCUCCACCAGCGACAACCCGUCCUCUCCAGAGUACCUCAUGUGAGUUGGCUUUGUUCCUGGAGGUCUCACCUCCUCCUGGUUUCAGACCAUCUUCAUCAGAAAGACUAAAGAGUGCAACAGAAAAAUAAUAAAAACACCUGCAGUGAAGCAUGCAUGCUGGACAUGUGUGAGAUUUUUUAUUUUAUACUAUAUUUUAUCUGACAGGAGAUACUUGAAAUCAGAGAAUAUUGACUUUAAUCACAUUUCAUUUAGUUCGGCCUAAUCCGCAUUUGACAGUUUUUGCUUUUGUGCUCAGAUUUAGUUUGGUGUUGAUUUGUCUGAAUGAGCUAAAAUCGGAUCUCUGACUCUGCUAGACACAGACAUGGUCCAUAUCUUCUCCUCUUUUUAAAGCAGGAUCACGAUGUCGCCAGAACAGAAGGAAUGCAGAUUGUUUUUACUCUGUCUUUUGUUUCUUCAUUAUCUUUGGAUCAAUAAAACUAUUGUGACUUUUUAAUAUCGCGUCUCAUCUGCUGAGAAAUUAUUUGAUUUACUCCAGAAAAUUCCUCCUCAUAGACUUUUGUUUUUUGUGAGAUUUUUCCUGAAAUCUCCUUUAAUGUGUUCUUUUUUAUUUUCAUUUUAUUUAUUUUAUUUUUUUGUCGUUUUUGCGGAACAAUAAAAAAAAACACUGGACGCUGUAUGAAAUGAGAGAAGAUUACAAAUAAAACUGAUCACAUUCUCUA
This is a messenger RNA of Nothobranchius furzeri (turquoise killifish), 1899 nucleotides long. RefSeq names its product v-maf avian musculoaponeurotic fibrosarcoma oncogene homolog Bb (gene mafbb). Gene Ontology annotation, molecular function: RNA polymerase II cis-regulatory region sequence-specific DNA binding; DNA-binding transcription factor activity, RNA polymerase II-specific. NCBI's taxonomy places the organism in Eukaryota, Metazoa, Chordata, Actinopteri, Cyprinodontiformes, Nothobranchiidae. The record is from RefSeq and is a predicted model, not a curated record. Gene Ontology annotation, cellular component: nucleus. Gene Ontology annotation, biological process: regulation of transcription by RNA polymerase II.